AUGAAUAACAUCGGCAACCCAAUUCUGCAGCGCGAGAUACACAACGAGAUCAAAUCCCUCACCAGCCACAUCAAAAGAGUCGCAAGCUUCGUCUACCCCGGCAAAGAUGUGGAAAUUCUCUUGAGUGCACAAAUCAGAUUCUUGCUUCUCAACGACGAUACCCACCUUUCCGCCAGCUCCACUCUUCAUGUUAAUGCUUCACUCAUCGAACGCGAGUGCGGACGUAUACCCAUCAACAAAGCAGGGCUGCUCAACGCUACGGCUGAAGAUCGCCUCACUGCCACCUUGCGUCUCGCUCUCGAGAUAGACAAGGAAAAGGACCGCCUUCGGGCUAGCGCAACCUCGCCGAGCGGGAUUGCCAACUUCGACUUCGAUGAAUGCUGCAACACCACAUUUUGGACCAGGACCGCCACCUUCCGCUCCAAUGAGCACAAUGACUGCAGAUCCAUCAUUCUUUGGAUCGUGGCAAGCAGGGCCAUCUUCUACUCCAGCAAAUAUGACAACCUCCGCAUCUCCGUUUGGACCGGGACUGCCUUCUCCACCUUCUUCUGUUCCAAUGAGUGCGACAGCGUCGUCUUCGUCUCAGUUUGGACCGGGACCGCUUUCUCCACCUUCUUCGAUUCCAAUGAGUGCGACAACGUCGUCUUCGUCUCAGUUUGGACCGGGACUGGGAGCGCCAUCUCCGACGACUUCAAUGGGAGAUGCGACAGCGUCAUCUUCACAAUGUAA
This is a messenger RNA of Lasiodiplodia theobromae, 729 nucleotides long. RefSeq lists its product as uncharacterized. The record is from RefSeq and is a predicted model, not a curated record. The transcript is spliced from 3 exons. NCBI's taxonomy places the organism in Eukaryota, Fungi, Ascomycota, Dothideomycetes, Botryosphaeriales, Botryosphaeriaceae. The coding region runs from base 1 to 729 and encodes 242 amino acids.